UAUCGGAAGGCGGGGGCCGCAGUCGCUCCGACCCCUUCCCGUGCAGCCCGCCAAGGUUUCGGCCAGCCGGCCAGCCAGCCAGCGAAGAGGCUACAUGGAUCCGGCCCUCUCGAGUCCCGCGGAGGAAGCACCUGCCCGAGGAGGGAGCGGCUGAUCUCGGGCUCCUCCUGGGCGGCAGCGGAGAAGCUGCCUUUUGCCAAGGGCUUGCUUGGAGAAGUGGCCCCCCGCUUCUCUCUCUCUCUCUCUUUUUAAGGGAGGGGGGCGUCUAAUUUGGAGAGGAGCGACCCUCUUCCCCAUUGAGAAAAGGCCCCGGGAAGACCGCGCGGGGUGGGGCGGGGGCUUCAUCGCGGCCGCGGAGGAGCCGCGACCUUCCGGCCGUGCAAGAGAGGGCCGCAAAGGCGGCACCUUGUCACUCCGGGCGCACCUUGAAGCCGAAAGGACGCGGGAGCGCGGGUGGCCGAGGCCGGGCCGGCGCGACCGGGAAGAGCCGCCGCCUCCUUGCCCAUGGCUGGCUGAAGAAGGGGGACCCGGUUGCCGCGCUGCCGCUCGCCUUUCCUCGGGCCCAUCCCAACUUUUAUGGCUCCCCCAGCAGCCGGCCGCCUCCUCUGCUUCUUGGUGCCAUCUCGCUCCCCGGCUUGGGUCCCUCGCAGACCCGGGGCGACGGGGGCAGCAAAAGCAGCAGCAGCAGCAGCAGCCGUCGUCGAGGCAAGGAGUGGCGGAGCGCCUCGUGCGGCCGACGUCCGUGACGAUCCCGGGCAGGAUCGGGUGUCCGAAGCAAGGGCAGGUGGAUCCGGCCGGGACAUUCCGAGCAGCCGCGGCUGGGUUUCCUUCAGCGAGCUAUAAAUACCCUCGCGGGGAAAAUUCUUUGACCAGGAUCGUCUGACUGUUGACCGCAAGAGAUUGCUUGGAAAGGGCGGGACGAGCCCACCGAAGCGGGGCCCACCUCCCCCCGGCCGAGAAGGGAGCGCACCCUGGAGCCGGAUCCCUCAGCAUGGCCGCCCUGCGACCUGUCUCGCUGCUGCUCUGCCUGGCCUUGGUGACCUUGUGUCAAGCUGGCUGCGUGGAGGUGGAUUCAGAAACGGAGGCUGUAGUUGGCCAGUCUUUCAAGAUCCGUUGCAUUUCGUGCAAGAAGCGCAGUGAAACAGAUGCGGAAGCAUUUACUGAAUGGUUCUUCAAAGAAGAGGGCACCAACGAGAUGGUCAAGAUUCUUCGCUAUGAUGUCUAUGAUAAGCUCGUUAUAUAUGAUCCUCGCUUUGAAGAUCUAGUGGAGUGGAAUGGUACCAAGAUCAUUGCAGAUUUGCAGGAUGUCUCCAUUUUCAUCCUGAACGUGACUUUUGAACACAAAGGGGAGUACAUGUGCAGUGUCAAUCGCACACUCCAUUAUGCCAAUGAUUUCUCCUACAACAUCAUGGUCAACAAAACCAUCCACCUUGAUGUGGUCGAAAAAGCCAAUCGGGAUAUGGCAUCUAUUGUCUCCGAAAUCAUGAUGUACGUCCUCAUUGUUGUCCUGACCAUCUGGCUGGUAGCGGAGAUGAUCUAUUGCUACAAGAAGAUCGCUGCAGCGACAGAGGCAGCUGCUCAAGAAAAUGCCUCGGAAUACUUGGCCAUCACAUCGGAAAGUAAAGAAAACUGCACAGGGGUGCAGGUAGCUGAAUAGCCCAGGCCAGGCCGUUGAUGGGCACUGGGAUUCCUGGUUUUUAUAAGGGACGAGGCUUUGACGACGAGUGGAGAAGAGGCAAAAUGACUCAGCAGAGCGAUCAGCAGCCCAAAGAAAAAGUGAGCUGGAGCCAAGCAGCCCCUCCCCCUCAACUGCACGGCCCCUUUCCUUAAUGAAAGCAUGCUAUUUUUAAUACCAGAACUCUCUAUCCAAGCCAGCCACUCAAGAUUGACAGUCAUGCCUAUCUUUGGGGGGGUGGGGGGGAAGGUGGGCUUCUCCUAGCAAAGGAGUUUCGCUCUUUUAGUCCCAGGUUAUCACCUUUCUGGAGUGGGCAUUGCCCCCCCGCCCCCGCCAGUAGCAUGAGGAGAACACAGCAUGGCGGCUUGUUCACGUAAUGCAAAAAAGCUUGAGGUCCUUCCCCACAGUGGCCUCUUCUGUCCCCCCCUUCCCCUCCGGGGCCGGCCAGAGGCCUCUUUCCUUUAGGAGCACUUGCGCUUUCUGAUGUUUUUGCACAUUUCUCGCGCUUCGAAUUCUUUCGGUUACUUCGCAACCAGCACUUUCGAUGGGUCUGAGGAGAGGAUCCCACCUAUCUCUCCUGCGUGUCAAGAUGGAUCUGGACUUCUCAGUGGCCACAGCCAGCCAUGGGUUGAGUGGAGACUGGGUAGAAGACAAUUGCCUAAUGGUUCCUAAGCCGUGGAGGGAAUGCUCGGAUGCAAACACUGUCCUAAACUCUUGUUACGGAGUGAACUCUCUAGGGUGGGUACGGAUGUGUGAAUUGCGCCACCCCGAAGGCCCGUUCCUAGCCAAGGCACCCUUCACCUAAUUUUCUACCAAGGUUUCCUUCUAAGCUGGCUGUCUGGAAGAUGGGGAAGGUCUUUGCAAAGGAGAGACACCUUGGAAUAAAAAUCAGAUGGAGGAGGAGACUUUUGCUUCUCUCCCUCUGUCCUAGAGAGGUGGGUUGUCACGGUGCCCUGCGUUGGGCCUUGGUGGCUGAGCUUGGCCUUGGAAUUGGUGCAGACCAACCGUCACAGCAAUGCCAUCACCUCCGUUGCCCUCCUCCACAUUUCCCCUUCCUGGAUCCAUUAUAUUACCUUGCCAGGCCAUUUUGGCUGUUUGGAGAAUAUUCUGACCUCCCCUCUGCUCAGACCCCCCCCCUCCCUCUGGAGCUGGUCCUAGGAACCAGCUGCCAUCACAAUAGAAUAGGGUUUGUUCAUAAA
Pseudonaja textilis is the source of this 2874-nucleotide messenger RNA. It is a transcript of the gene SCN1B, whose product is annotated as sodium voltage-gated channel beta subunit 1. NCBI's taxonomy places the organism in Eukaryota, Metazoa, Chordata, Lepidosauria, Squamata, Elapidae. Gene Ontology annotation, biological process: regulation of heart rate by cardiac conduction; sodium ion transport; cardiac muscle cell action potential involved in contraction. Gene Ontology annotation, molecular function: transmembrane transporter binding; sodium channel inhibitor activity. The record is from RefSeq and is a predicted model, not a curated record. Gene Ontology annotation, cellular component: voltage-gated sodium channel complex.